AUGCUCAACGAGCAAUCCCACGAGUCAUUCAAGAUCCGCGAUUCAUGCAAAACUCGGGGAUUCAAGUCAAAAGUGAACUCUUCGGGGAAAGAGUGGAGGUCAAUCAAGCCACCCAAAAUCUUUUUAGCAGGGCAAUUCCAGCGCUGGCAGUUGAACCUUCUUUUCCAACCAAGAACUUGUCACGCCAUGGUCAACUUGCGCAACCAGAAACGCCUCGCAGCCUCUGUCCUCAACUGUGGCAAGCGUAAAAUUUGGCUCGACCCUAACGAGGUCAAUGAAAUCUCCAACGCCAACUCCCGUGCCAACAUCCGCAAGCUUGUCAAGGAUGGUUUGAUCAUCCGUAAGCCUGAGAUCAGCCAAUCUCGUUUCCGUGUCCGUGAGCGUGCUGCUGCUAAGCGCCUUGGUCGUCACAUGGGUCUUGGUAAGAGAAAGGGUACUGCCAAUGCUCGUAUGUCCCAACAAGUCCUCUGGAUGCGCCGUAUGCGUGUUCUUCGUCGUCUUUUGCGCAAGUACCGUGAAUCUGGCAAGAUCGACAAGCACUUGUACCACUCUCUUUACCUCAAGGCCAAGGGUAACGGCUUCAAGAACAAGCGUGUCUUGAUGGAACACAUUCACAAGGCUAAGGCCGAGAAGCUUAGAGCUAAGACUCUUGCUGAACAAGCUGAGGUUCUCCGUGCUAAGAACAAGGCUCUUCGUGAACGUCGCAAGCAACGUGCCGAGGCUAAGACUGCCGCUGGUGAACAGUAA
Molecule: messenger RNA, 747 nt
Organism: Lichtheimia ornata
Lineage: Eukaryota; Fungi; Mucoromycota; Mucoromycetes; Mucorales; Lichtheimiaceae
Product: 60S ribosomal protein L19-B
Exons: 4
Coding region: 1-747 (248 amino acids)
Biological process (GO): translation
Cellular component (GO): ribosome; cytosolic large ribosomal subunit
Molecular function (GO): structural constituent of ribosome; RNA binding
Source: RefSeq, a predicted model, not a curated record